AUGGACCUUCUGUGCGCUUCCCCCUCCCCUCCUCCCCCCCACCCCGACCUCCCUCCCCAUGUGCACCUCCCCCAGAAGCACCUGCUGAGCCUGUGGCAGGAGAAGCGGCGCCUCUCAUCCCUAAAACCCGCUGUGGACGAGCUCUCCAUCCUGGUAACUUCCCACGAGCUCUCGUUCCUGGUAACUUCCCACGAGCUCUCGUUCCUGGUAACUUCCCACGAGCUCUCGUUCCUGGUAACUUCCCACGAGCUCUCGUUCCUGGUAACUUCCCACGAGCUCUCGUUCCUGGUAACUUCCCACGAGCUCUCGUUCCUGGUAACUUCCCACGAGCUCUCGUUCCUGGUAACUUCCCACGAGCUCUCGUUCCUGGUAACUUCCCACGAGCUCUCGUUCCUGGUAACUUCCCACGAGCUCUCCAUCCUGGUGCAUGAGUGCUAUGGCAUAAUUUAUGCACACGCACAACCCCCACGUGCUGCAGCAGUUCCAAGAGCGGCAAGAGCAGGUGAGAAGGGAGGGGGAAAAAAGGGUGCGUACACAUGGGCAGACUCUCGCAACCUCCACGUGCUGCAGCAGUUCCAGGAACGAGGUGAAAGGGAGGAGCAGAUUCGCAGCAUGCAGGGCAAGGUGGGGAGUGAGAGGCGGCAGCUUCAGGUGCUCAGGGCAGAGGUGGAGCGCGUGCAGGGUCUCUGGCUGCCCCGCCUCCGCUCGCUGAUCGUUCGCAUCAACGAGGCCUUCUCCAGAAACUUCCUGGAAAUGGCCAUUACUGGAGAGGUGGCUCUAGGUGAGCAAGGGAAGAGUGGAGGGGAGAGGGUGGAGGGGAGAGGGUGGGGGGGAGGAAACGUGAGAACGUGUGAGUGUGGAGGGAAAGCAAGUGAAGGGAGGUUGGCAAGGAGAGAGGGGGUGAAGUGCGAGAAGGUGAGGGAGUGUGCAGAGCUGCAAGACCUGAGUGCGCAUCUCCUGUCUGGAGGGGAGCGCUCCGUAUCAACCAUCCUGUACCUGGUGUCGCUGCAGGACUUAACGCGGUGUCCGUUCCGAGUGGUGGAUGAGAUCAACCAGGGCAUGGACCCCACCAACGAGCGCAACAUGUUCCAACAGCUCGUGCGCGCCGCCACCCACGACCACACCCCACAGUGCUUCCUGCUGACGCCAAAGCUCCUGCCAGACUUAGACUAUGGCGAGGCAUACACGGUGCACUGCGUCAUGAAUGGCGUGCAUGCCGCUCCCCUUGCCUCCACUCCUGGGUUCAAGCAAGGUGAAGCAUUGUGGGACUCGCUCCGACAAAGCGCUGCAGAUGCUUAG
Molecule: messenger RNA, 1299 nt
Organism: Closterium sp. Naga37s-1
Lineage: Eukaryota; Viridiplantae; Streptophyta; Zygnematophyceae; Desmidiales; Closteriaceae
Source: the annotation of a GenBank genome assembly